Protopterus annectens (West African lungfish) is the source of this 954-nucleotide messenger RNA. RefSeq names its product visinin-like. Gene Ontology annotation, molecular function: calcium ion binding. The record is from RefSeq and is a predicted model, not a curated record. The transcript has 3 exons. NCBI's taxonomy places the organism in Eukaryota, Metazoa, Chordata, Ceratodontiformes, Protopteridae. Bases 1 to 582 code for a protein of 193 amino acids.
AUGGGAAACAGCAAAAGUGGUGCCCUUUCCAAGGAACUCCUGGAUGACCUGAAGCUGAAUACUAAGUACACAGAAGACGAGUUGUGUAAGUGGUAUGACAGCUUCAGAAAACAGUGCCCCAGCGGCAAGAUCACCAGGACGGAAUUUGAAAAGAUCUACUCCAACUUCUUUCCCCAGUCUGAUGCCAAGGCCUAUGCACAGCAUGUCUUCCGCAGCUUUGACACCAAUGAUGACGGGACACUGGACUUCAAAGAGUAUAUCAUUGCGCUUCACCUGACUUCCUCAGGGAAAACAGCACUGAAGCUCGAGUGGGCCUUUUCCCUCUUUGAUGUAGACAGGAAUGGACAAAUCAACAAGCAGGAAGUCCUGGAAAUUGUAACGGCCAUAUUUAAGAUGAUACCUCCUGAGGAGCAGAAGACACUGCCUGAAGAUGAAAACACACCUCAAAAAAGAGCGGAUAAACUCUGGAACUACUUCAAAAAGAGAGAAAAUGAUAAAAUUUCAGAAGGGGAGUUUAUAGAAGGAGUGCUGAAGAGUGAUGAUAUAUCCAGGCUGAUCCAGUAUGAACCAAAGAGAAAAUAGAGAUAUUCCAAGAUUUUUAUAGAAGCAUCCGGAACCUUGUAGAAUUCAAUGCCUGUUCAAGACAAUCACCUAGCUAAUGAAAAAUUAGUUUAAUAAAUUAAUCUAUUUGUUUGUUGUCAUAUAUGAGGUGUUUCUCUUUAAAUGUUGAUUGAUUGAAAUGUACUUAGGAUAAUAAGCAGUUUUUCAGUGAUGUGAUUUACAUGCACACUCUUGCAUGUGCACACGCACGUGAGCACACACACACACACACACACACACACACACACACACACACACACAGAAUCACGCACAUAAAGAGUUAAAUGUGGAUUAUUGAAAAAUGUUGGACCUUUUUUUUUUAAUAUAGUGUAUGAAUAGUAAGAAUGUGGGCCU